Messenger RNA from Oppiella nova, 2786 nucleotides. NCBI's taxonomy places the organism in Eukaryota, Metazoa, Arthropoda, Arachnida, Sarcoptiformes, Oppiidae. The record is from the annotation of a GenBank genome assembly.
AUGUAUAGAUCGCUAUACAUUAUAGCGGUAUUUAGUAUCGCAGUGUCGGGUGGGGUGGCUAUAAAUCAUGGCACAGUAAAUGAAUUAAGGGGAAAGACAUGCGAAUGGAUCAUAAAUGCCAACGACUCUGACCCGGAUAUGUUACAUCUGGACAUACAGUCCGUGCGUUUGGGAGGGAAUGACUUAUUGCGAGUCACGACACAUAACACGCGAACCCUAUUGUAUGAACACUUCGGACAGUUGUCUCCGGGGGUUAUACUCAUCACUACCCGACAUAAGGUGUUUCGGGUUGUGCUCACUCUAUCGCCGGACAGGGAUGUGGACAGGGAGUGGGAUGUCGGCUAUAACACCAAAGAUCUGAGCGCACAGUUUACCCGUAUUGACAGCGCCGAUCUGGAUUUUAAGGGAAAUGGAUUAGACUUUAAUCUACUGUUUGAGGCCAAGUCUGACACCAAAAAGUUGUUGAUGAAUGUGGCGGACAGUGAUCUCAAUGGAGGGACAGUUAGCUUCCGGUUUGUGGAGAAGUAUUCAUCGCUAAACCUAUUUGACGCAAAUCACACAAAACCCGAGUUUUUGUUCUCAAAGGGACAGCAAAUCGUUGUAAUGAUCCGCGGGUUCCGGAAAUAUGACACAAAUCCCGGGAAUGCCUUACGUUUGGACUACGAAGUUGUGGACUCCCGGUGCAGUCAAUAUAAACAGAUAACAAACCGGGACCAAUUAACAAACAUCUUACUCCCUGAUCAGCACACACUAAAGUUAUCCAGCUAUAAAUGUGCCAACAUAUUUGAACACAAACUAAAUUUCGAGAGAUUUCUACUCGAUUUGACACAUUUCUCACAAUUCAUAAACACCGGGGAUAUUAUGCGCGUAUUGGACGGCAUAUCCCGGGACUCCCAACCCAUGGCUGUCAUUGAGUCCCAACUGUUGGACACGUAUUGGAGGCAUAAGUACUUGUAUUCGACGGCAAACCGGUUGUGGAUAUCGUAUGAAUCGCAACGUGUGGUCAAUACGAGCCAACCCAAGGACAACCUCAUUGGCGUCCGAUCCAUAUCCCAAGGCGGGAACUACCAUUUCAAUGAGACGACAUCCCUUAUGGAACUGGAGAUUAAUACUAAGUCUAAGCCUUUAUUGCCUAUUGUAUACACUUUUGAGGCUACAUCUGGUUAUCAAUUAGUAGUAGACCUGGAUGACACACAUAGACUACCCGGAAAUGGCUCCCAAAAUCUGUUGGCAAUCUAUGAGAGCACCAAUAGACAUAAUGGACAGCCUAUUAUUGAACUUCAAUCUCAGGCAUACCCGCCCCGUACUAUCGCCUCAAACACGAAUCAAUUUAAACUCGUAUUCAAUCAAUUGGUUGACUAUAAGCUAACUGUCCGUAAGGUUAAGGCUAAUGGUUGUUAUGCCAGGGCUGGGACCAGUUAUACCAGAUAUCUUAACACCACCUGUGAACCAAAAUGUUCAUGGUUAAUCCGUGGUCGACCCAACACUUCGGGCACCGUUAUCUUACAUUUCACCCAUAUAUCGCUACCUAAUUCAACGGAUCGGCUAACCCUACGAAUGGUGGGACGGGAUGUAAAAGCAAUACUCAAGUUUACUGGACCUUUCCACACGACUUCUAUACCCGAUGUCAUACUACCAUCCAAUGAGACCCAUGUGUUAUAUACUGAACACGAAUGCCUUAACCAGUCGUCCCCCUUAACAAUCACGUCAUUGUAUACCGUGUCGAUGACUUACUGGGAACGGGAUGUCAGCAACACUGAAUUGAUAUUUACGAAUUACUACCAUUCCCUCGAGUUUCAGACAUAUAAUCAUCCAAUGGAUUAUCCAUUUGGCAUGGACUACCAAUGGCAAGCUUACAGUACGUACGUUGGCAUAAAUUAUACCCUGGCGACAUUCAGUGACAUAUCACUACGAUAUAAUCAUUCGCUAAACAUUAAGAGCCUGAUCAAUUCAAAUACGUUUGGUGAUAAUGAACUACCACCAGACACAAUUUUCUCGCUACCCAUGAUUGCCAACCUAACCGCUAGUUAUCAAACCACUUGGAAUGAUCAAGUUACAUUUGGUGGGUUUCGGGCUAUAUUAUACCCGUUAGAGUGUGGUGGAAAUUUUAAUAUGACCAAUGAUUCACGGAUACAAAUAACUACACCCACUACGCUUACAAAUGUGACCAGGUGCGUUUGGAUUAUCAACACCGGUACGGGCUAUGAGGACAGUGUGUUGAAGUUAAAGUUUGUUGAUUAUUGGCGUAACGACUACAUUACCAUUUACGACUCAAACACAAUGAGGAACGGUAGGUUAUUGGACGUGAGAAAGGGUACUGUGCACAGUACCACAAAUACCAUAAUCAUCGAUUACAGUGUCCGUGCGUGCUCGUUUUGCUAUUCACUAUGGCCGUUGACAAUUAAUGUCUAUCGCAAGGAUUGUACGGAAUUCCGGUGCGGCGAUUGCAGGUGUAUUUCCACGAAAUACCGGUGCAAUGGUUAUAACGAUUGCGGCGAUUGGACGGAUGAAGUGUCCUGUACGUCGCCAACAUUACCACCGGCAACUCCCGAAACCAAGAUCAUUUAUCGUGAUAGAGAUGGUAAAAUGAAUUGGGUCUGGAUAGUGUUAUUUGUGGCAGCCCUGUCCAUUGUACUCGCUUCGGUGUUUGUCAAUUGUGUUGUCCAUGAAGUAUUAAAACAGCGCCGACACCCCACACCGAUAAUGCACUCAAUUCCCGAAUAUAAUGAAGUUGGAUAAACAGUGUUAUGAGCAAUUGAGCAAGAUUAUAAUAUCUUUUAAUGUUU